AUGCCCGUCGACGACACGCUCGAUCCUUUGAUCAAAAAAGCUGAGCCAGAAAUGAGAGAUGACCGGUACUGGCGCCCGUGGACUCUCGGUAGGACUGCGAUGAUAUCCUUUAUUGCGCUUUGUGUUGGGCUACUCAUUGCCAACGAGCUCGCCAUCUCUGGCUGCCGAAGACAUGGUAGCUGCCAUGUAUUUGGGCACAGUCCUGACGGCAAUAUGCCCAAGCGCUCCACAUUGGUGUAUAAAACGCUACCGACAAUACUUGGUAUCGCAUUGAGUCUUCGAUGGAUUUUGCCUCACCAUGACAUCAUGCGGCUCGAACCGUACUUCCAAAUGAGCACAAAGUACGGUGCGAAAGCCUCGAGCUCAAUCUUCUUGCAAUAUCCGUAUGAUUUUGUCUUUUGGUUGCCUUUCAAGGCUACACUAAAUGAACACUAUCUUGUAGCCUUCUCGUCGGGGAUCCUCCUCCUGAUGAACUUUGUGAUUGUUCCCCUUGUCCCGACAAUGUUCGACGAUGUCCCGAUCAACACUACUAUGCUCGAAAUCGUUAACCGGGUUGAUUUUGACCCAACGGCCCGGCAGGUACCUGCAAACUUCACCUUCUUGGCCUACGAACACGCAUGGAAACAUGGCCUUCUUAACCCGUUCAUGACCGAAGAAUACGCGCUACUUCCCGUGAAGCCACUUGACAACUUUCCGGGAUUCUUCCCCCGGGAGAACUGGACGGCCGAGACGACGCUAUUCCAGGCCGGCCUUGAUUGCGUCGAUGCCCGUGUGGAGUUCAACUAUGGCUACUGGCAGGGCAACAACACGCUGGUAGUGGAAAUGUUUCGGCCGAACGAAACCAGCUCUCCAUCUGUGCGGGUGUGCGAUGCCCUUCCACUGGAGAAAGGUAUGAACGCAAGCUAUUACAACGAAAAAAACUGCUCGGGGAUCACGGCUUUCAUGACGCCCUGGACGAGCAUGUUCUGGCAGUUGGGAAAUCCGGAAGUGGAAGAAGUGACAUACAUGUUUGGAUGGGCGUCUGGUCCAUCCAGUCCUCCAACUGUCACGGAAAACUUCAAAUCCCCCACUCCAGUCAAAAUCACAGCCAUGUUCUGCACGCCGAGAUACUAUACCCAGUCAGUCAAUGCCACCGUCUCAAUGGCGUCUGGAGAGGUAGUCAAUAUAGAGCCUAUCGGUACGCGGAAGGAGAUCAAGGCACUUAAGGGCUUCGACAACAUCAUCGACGGAAACGUCAAGCUAAACAUCAAAGGCGAGGCCAUCUUCGUAGAGCCAACCGAGAAUCGGACAAAGUCGUACUCCACAUAUCCUCGCCGAUUUGGGUACCCACCCGACAAGAUCAUAGAUCUCAAGUAUGACCUUGUGGAAGCCUUCGGAGAGGCCCAGAGACCGGUAACACUGGUGACUUUUGGGCGCGUCAGCAACAGCAAUAUCUUCAUGACGAGGACAGACUCGUUGGCGGCAUUCGCGUUAUAUAACAGGACCGAGGGGGAGCUGGGAGACUUGCUGGAUCGGGAAGAAUUAAAGAGCACGAUGGAAAAAGCACUGAAACUGUGGUUUGCGUGUGCCGUGGUCACCGAGUCGGCAAUCAGCAACAAUGUCAGCCGGAUCACAGUAGAUCGAACCGUUCCGGAUGUCGAGAUUACAGUCAACAAAUGGUGGUCGCUGGGGGCGAGGAUAGGACUUCCGCUGGUCGCGAUAUUGUCGGGAGUUCUCAGCUUUCUCAUUGAAAAGCGCGUCUGCCAUCUCAACGCAGAGCCAAACACCAUUGCCGCAUCCCUGAGGCUGCUCUCCGCUAGCCCGGCGCUCUGCGCGGCGAUGGAGAACGCCGAGUACUAUAAGCUAAAGCAGCUGAUGGAGAAACUAGAUGAAAUGGGAUUCUAUUUUAGGAUGGACUCGAAUGGGGACUCUGCUCGGAUAAGGGUGUUCGAUGGAGACGGAGAGAGUGCGCAGGAGGUCCCGGAAUCUUCUUCAGCCUUGAAGGUUUUACAAGCUCCUAGCCCCCAUGUUGAGGUGCAAAGCGACUGUGAAUUUGCAUCGCCAGAUUUAAUCGCAACAUCCAAUCUUGUCAUAUUCCCCAUCCUUAUCGCGGCGUUGAUUGCUACCUAUGAAUUGUCUAAGAGAUAUGACGGAUUCCCGAUGCCCAGUGAGCCAAACUCGUUUUGGUCAAAGGUUUGCUACAACUAUCUUCCCACGGCGACUGGGAUGCUGGCUGAGACACUCCUCAUCGUUCUCGGAGCCACUCAAGGCAUGAUCAAUCCGUACAGAGAGCUCAUCGCACAGAGGGCAAAGUACACCGAAACUCUCAAAGCCGAUCACCACAGUAUCCCGCCGCACUUUCAGAUGGUCAAAACGUUCAAGCGUGGCCAGUUCACGCUUACAGCUCUAUCGGUGGCCAUCCUGCUGUCGAACGCCCUUCCUGUCUUCCUAGGUGUCUUCUUCUACCAUUCCAUCUACGUGCCCAAGAUCGAGAAGUCCCACGAGAUAUCGAACGAUCUUUCCCGGAUCCGGCCGGAAAUGUUUUUCCAGCUGGACAGGAACAUCACUAACGAGUACGACUACUCGCCCUCGUGGACUACGAGCGAGUACUACAUUGACUCCCCCUUUAAGAUCGCUCCAAUUUCGGGGGAGGCUACAUACCAAACACGUGGUUUCGGAGUGGACGUCAUCUGCACCCUGGUCCCCGAAGACUUGGUCCACUUCCCCUGCAGCACGGCCGCACGCUACAUCGCGAACCGCACAGUGCUCUGUCCCGCCGUGGAAACGGCCGCGGGGGAAGGACCACGGGACAACCUCCUUGUUCUCACUAAGAUGUGCAAUGGUGACCCUCCGCCUGGCACGAUCGCUACCUGGAACGGGAGUUGUGUAGACAACGUUGCCUCCAAUACUCAUUGCCCUGGUCGUAUCUUUCCCAUGUGGGUGCAAAACGAGAGGUAUACUGUUAAUCCUGUGAAUGGCUCCCUCCGGACAGAAGACAACUACCAGUUUGUGGUGCUGAACUGCACCCUCACCAACAAUAUCGUGGAUCUGAGUGCUACCGUUCGUGACGGCAAGGUUCGCUCCCUGAAAAAUGUGCAUGCCGUUUAUCCAUCGUCCCAGGCGAACAUCACCGACAACCUCGCCAGCAGGUUUGCCCAGCUUAUAGCGGACACAGCCUCUAAGGAUAGUCUUAUCGGCCCACACCCGCUCGACCGUUUCAGCGCAUUAAUGGCUGAGAUCAACCAGUCCGUUGUGGCGCACCACGAUAGCCAUGUUCCAUCUGCUACUGUCGCGGUGGAGACCUUUGCAGACCUCUUGAAGCGGCUGUUUCCGCUACUCCUGCGGCUGGAGGCGGAAAGGAUGUUUGGGGUCAAAUAUACGGUAGAAUCUCAGGACUACAGGGCGCAUGUUGUGAGGGGAUAUUUUGGCAUGACGCUGGGGGCGCUGGUGUUGUGCGUUCUUGUGAUUGUGAAGGUGUAUACAGAGCAUACUGAGAAGAUGAUGGGCCAUCUGCCCUGGAGCGUGGCGGGGAUGUAUUCGCAGCUAUAUGCAAGUAACGCAAAGUACGAUAUCAACAGGGCUAGGAAGGAGUUGGAAGAAGAGGAACUCUUGGGGGUGUAUGCGUAUGGGGAGUAUCCGAGUGAAUUGCAAUUGGGAAAGCAUUAUGGGGUGUAUAAGACUGUUCCAUCCGCGGUGUAG
Messenger RNA from Morchella sextelata, 3678 nucleotides. RefSeq lists its product as uncharacterized. The transcript is spliced from 3 exons. The coding region runs from base 1 to 3678 and encodes 1225 amino acids. NCBI's taxonomy places the organism in Eukaryota, Fungi, Ascomycota, Pezizomycetes, Pezizales, Morchellaceae. The record is from RefSeq and is a predicted model, not a curated record.